This is a messenger RNA of Fusarium odoratissimum NRRL 54006, 879 nucleotides long. RefSeq lists its product as uncharacterized. The transcript is spliced from 2 exons. NCBI's taxonomy places the organism in Eukaryota, Fungi, Ascomycota, Sordariomycetes, Hypocreales, Nectriaceae. The coding region runs from base 1 to 879 and encodes 292 amino acids. Gene Ontology annotation, biological process: steroid metabolic process. Gene Ontology annotation, cellular component: cytoplasm; membrane. Gene Ontology annotation, molecular function: Delta24(24-1) sterol reductase activity; flavin adenine dinucleotide binding. The record is from RefSeq and is a predicted model, not a curated record.
AUGGAGCGGCAUAACCAAAUUCUCCAAGAUAUUGCAGACAAAAUACGCGACUUCUACAAGCUCCGCCAGCCAUAUCGCGUUUUUUCAAGCAGUACCCGUCCUCGCCAUGCCACUGACACGAAUAUUAUCGACAUCAGCAUGCUAUCCCAAGUUAUCUCCGUGGACUCCGCGCAAAGAAACUGUCUUGUGGAGCCCAAUGUACCGAUGGACCGACUCGUCGAAGCCACGAUGCCAUUCGGCAUAAUACCUCCAGUCGUUAUGGAAUUCCCCGGGAUCACAGCAGGAGGGGGCUUUGCGGGGACUUCUGGGGAAAGCAGCUCAUUUCGACAUGGAUUCUUCAACGAAACUGUCAACUCUGUGGAAAUGAUACUUGGAAACGGAGACACAAUUCGGGCAUCGCGCGAAGAACAUGAAGAUCUGUUUCAUGAGGCGAAGCAAUUUGUCAAGACAACGUACCACAGAGUUGGCAACGUGUCAGCCGCUAUCUCUACAACAAAGAAGUGUUGUGAGAAUGUGGACGUCGACUAUGUUCACGAAAUAUGGCCACUUUGGCUUUGUCCUCUGAAAGGCUGUCGAACACCUACUUUCCACCCUGUUACGAAAGGCUCUUCAGAUACUGGCACCGGGGAUAACAUGUCGCAGCCGAUGCUCAACAUUGGUGUUUGGGGUUGGGGGCCCUUAGACCCAGAGGAGUUCAAAACAAAAAACGAGGCUCUAGAGAAGAAGUUGAUGGAGUUGGGUGGUCGAAAAUGGCUCUACGCACAUACUUACUACACCGAAGAGCAAUUCCGGGAAUUAAACGAUCGCUGCUGGUACCAGGAGCUUAGAGAACGCUAUUUUGCCAACCGUCUACGACAAGGUGAAAAAGAGUGGCCUUGA